AUGGCAAAAUCGAAGAAAGGCAAGUCGCCAAAGAGCGCGGGAUCCAAGAAUGGAAAGUCAUCAAAAAGCAAGAAUUCCAAGAAAGGUAAGGGAUCCCGGGAGUCCGGCAGAGAGCCCCCAAUGGACGCCGCAAUACAGACAGAACCAACCUGUGUCUGCUACAUUUGUUCUCGGGAAUUCAAGGAUUAUGCCGCUGUUCAGGCACAUCUCCUAUUAAUGGAUCAUUUUCCACCGAACGACGUUAUCAAUCAGCAAUGCCGGGCCUGUAAAAGGACUAUUUUUAUAAAGUCUGUAGAGAAACAUCAGUGCUGUGAACAGAAGGCCAAUUUCAUUCGAUACAUCCAACAUGAGUCGGUCCUGAAAAUGGGCCCACCCUACCGAUGCCUGCUCUGUCGUAGUCGACCCUUUGCCUCAAGAAUCGAUCUUUCCGUACACAUCAUUGCCUACCACCGGCCGGGUCGAGACAUUGGUUGUUGUGGUUUGUGUAAGUUCACUUUUCAGGAACCACCACCACCUGCACCGUCAAAGGUUCCUACUCCCCCAGCGGGUAGUAAUCAGGCCGCUAUUCUCCAGUACCAGAAGGAUCUACAGUUAGCGGAGGAAGAACGCAUGUGCGCUUUUGAGAAUGCAGAGAUACCACCUGGCCUGGUUGAUUUAGAUCGACACCUUAAAGAGGAUCAUUCGGCAGCCUAUGCACUUCUCGCUCGUAGAGCCCUGCUUACUAAGUUCCACUUGAGAGCAGCUUAUUCCUGUUGUCUCUGCGAUCAGGUCUUCCCAAACAACGUGGAAUUUCAGGCACACGUACUCUGCCGACACGGAGUUGAUCAGCCUAUCAAGUAUGAUCAUCGUAUCUGCUCCAUCUGCAAGGCAGCAUUCAUGUCGGAGAAGGCAUUCAACAUACACGUCGUAACUGGCCAUCAGCAUCAACUUAAUUAUUUGGCUAAUCUGUGGAUUCGGCGUGAGAUCAUGGUCAAUGCAACUGACGGUGGACAAACCUGUGGCACAUGUUGGCAAGUUUUCCAUGAGGACUGGUACCUUCAAGCGCAUAUAAUUGCAGCGCAUACAACUUCAGAUCCUUUGGUCUGCGGGUGGUGUCGUCAAGACUUUACCGGGUGUUCUGAUCCCAUAUUUGGUUUUGGGGCCUUCCAGCGACAUGAGGCCAACCAUGGGCGUUACAUGCAAGAGCGGGCCAUUGAACUGAAGCUGUGCUUUGAACCACUGCCCGAGAUACUUUCGGAGGACUUCUCCGACGAGGCCAUGGCUGCCGCUUUGGCGAAGAAAGUCGAGGGGGGCAAAUCUACCGGGGACAAAUCCAAAAGCAAAUCUAAGGGAAAAUCAAAGAAGGGCAAGGGCCGAUCGACCAAUUCCUCUCCCAAAAAGAAGAAGAAGAAGUGA
This is a messenger RNA of Spirometra erinaceieuropaei, 1395 nucleotides long. The record is from the annotation of a GenBank genome assembly. Lineage: Eukaryota; Metazoa; Platyhelminthes; Cestoda; Diphyllobothriidea; Diphyllobothriidae.